AUGACAAACGCUUUCGACUUCAAUAGUAUUGGCCAGCAUCAAGACGGAGUCGACAACGUCAAUAUGCCGUCGCCAUCGUCGCCUACGCAGCAAGACACCAUACACGGCACAUCCUCAUCACAUCACCAGUCUGGAAACGUCACAGUAUAUCCCACAACUGGUCCAGAUGCAUAUACCAGCCCGAUACUGGCACCCGGAAGCUCUGGAGUCCCCGCCCUGAACCCAAGGUCAUGUGUCACUUGUCGUCGGCGCAAGGUCCGUUGCGACAAGCAGAUGCCCUGCUCGAAUUGUCGCCGUGCCCAGAUUCCCUGUGUCUUCCCGGCGCCAGGUCGUGCACCUCGCCAGCCUCGACCCAAGGAUCCCAAUGCGCAGCCCAAGACCUCGAGUCACAGGGAGGUCGAGCUGAUCAAGAGGUUGAAGAAGCUGGAGGGUAUUGUGGAAGAGCUGAGCGGCCAGAUUGAUGAGCCUUCUGGUCGUGGGCCGUCGGCUGCGGCUUCUCCGGACCUUCAGUUUGGCACGGACGGUUUGUCACAACGUCACACGUCUGUCACCUUGGAUCAACUUGCUGGACAAGAUUGCAGCCCGAGGGGGACCGACUCAUCUGCAGGCCAGAGCGGCGAGAGCGGACGCAAAGAGAAGCAGCCAAACUUUGGCCGGUUGGUGUCGGAUGACCAGCGAGGUACUUCUCGUUACGUGAGCAGUGGGUUUUGGUCUAAGCUCAAUGAUGAGUUGGAUGCCAUUCGUGAGGAGACACAACGUCUCACGGAUGAAGAUGCCGAUGAUUCGGAUUUUGAGGGAACACCUACGGACUCACCAUCUACAGGCUUCGGCAACAUCGCAGACCACCAAGGAUUCAUCUUGGGGUACCGAUCUUCAGAUGUUGACCUGCAGAAAUGUCACCCACUUCCUUCGCAUGCCACCUUUUUGUGGUCAGUGUACCAAGAGAACGUCGAACCUCUAAUUAAACUUCUGCAUGUACCUUCUGUUGAGCUGAUUCUUCGCGAUGCACGAAGAAAUCACGGCAAGCUCACCCCUGGCAACGAAGCGUUGGUUUUUGCCAUUUAUUUCGCAGCAAUUACUUCUCUUGAACCCGACGAGGUGCAAACCAACUUUGGAGUCAACAAGGAUGACAUGCUUGCUCAGUAUCGUUUCGCCGUGGAGCAGUCACUGGCCAAGGCCAAUUUCCUUGACACAUCGGAUAUUGCCGUCUUACAAGCGUUCACCAUCUUUCUCAUUGUCGUGAGGCGCCAUGAUGAGAGCCGUUUCUGCUGGGCAUUGACCGGACUUGUCAUCCGCAUUGCGCAAGGCAUGGGAUUGCAUCGAGAUGGAACUCACUUGAAGCUACGUCCGUUUGAGACGGAAAUCCGAAGACGUGUUUGGUGGGCCAUUCUGGUUCUGGACCUUCGAUCUGCCGAGGAACUAGGUACAGACAUGACCAUCAGCGAACGAUCUUAUGACACCCUGAAACCGAGCAACAUAAAUGAUUCAGACAUCAGCCCUGAAAGCACCGAAUUCCCGACCCCGCGAGAAGGCAGAUCGGAUAGCGCUGUGUCCAUCGUGAGGUGUGAGAUAUGUGCGCUCUCCAGACGUCUUGUCGCAGCCGCUUCGGCCAUGUCGUCUCUUUGCCCAACAGCCGAUCAGACCAGCAUAGCUGAGCGAGAGCGCAUGCUCAUCGAGGUGUAUCAGCGCGUGGAGCACAAGUUCCUCCAGCAUGUUCUCGAUGAACAAGACCCGCUCUACUGGGUAGCAGCGAUGAUUGCGCGUGUGAUAGUGGCAAAAAUGUGCCUCGUUAUAUACCAACCUAUGCUUUUCCCGGGAUCGGAGUUCGAGCUCUCCAACGAGAUCCGGCAACGCAUUUACGUCGCUGCUAUAGAGGUAAUCGAGUACAAUCACAAACUGAACACCGACCCUCGUUGUAAACAGUACCGCUGGCUUUUCAAGACGUACACCAACUGGCACGCAAUUGCUUACACGCUCAUUGAAACUUGUCGACGGCCGUGGACAGCUCUGGUUGAACGUGGCUGGGAAGCCGUCACCGGCUACGACAUAGACCCCCUCGAACUGGCCAAGAAGGCUGAUCAUGCAGCAGUCUUUCUUCCGCUACGAAAACUGUUCACAAGGGCUCGCAAGCACCGUGAAUCAGAACUUGCCCGCCUCAAGGCGAACCAGGAUGAGGCCCGCCGACUGGAUUUCGCAGAGCGCAUGAACCCAGCCCAAGCACGCUUCGGUCCUGUCCCUGGUGCUGAAAACGUCAUGGAACAAAUGCGCGAAAAGUGGUGGUCCCUUGUUCGUUCAGAAGGAUCAAGCCCGGCGCCUUAUUCCAUCACUCGUCAAUCUGGUCCCUCUCAAGAAGCACCAGCUUCAACAACUGCUUCCGGGAGUGACACCCUGAAACCACCGGGCAACAUUCCCGUACAACUCAACCUCUCUAGCGCAGCAAUGGAUUACAUGGAUGAACUUAUGGCGCAGCCAAACCCGAACAUGGCCGAGUUCUGGCGGAUAGAUAACCUUGCCCAUCACGGGGGUAAUUUGGGUGCUCCGGGACCAAUGCCGGCACCGCAGAUGCCAGUCCAGAACACCAUGGCCCAGGAUGCCCUUCGACAGCAGGCACUUACCCUGCAAACGCAACCGCCCAAGGAUGAUAACCUGCCGCCAUAUUUGUGGAGUGAUCCAUUUACAGGGAUGAAUACAAAGUUUGAUGGGACGGAGGAUACGGACAUGCUAGGCGAUGAUUUCGAUUGGCAGGAUUGGAGUCAGAGUAUUCGAGGCUUGGAGAUGGAGAGUACGCAAACUCGUGAGGGUUGGUGA
Molecule: messenger RNA, 2808 nt
Organism: Pochonia chlamydosporia 170
Lineage: Eukaryota; Fungi; Ascomycota; Sordariomycetes; Hypocreales; Clavicipitaceae
Product: fungal specific transcription factor domain-containing protein
Exons: 3
Coding region: 1-2808 (935 amino acids)
Biological process (GO): DNA-templated transcription; regulation of DNA-templated transcription
Molecular function (GO): DNA binding; zinc ion binding; DNA-binding transcription factor activity, RNA polymerase II-specific
Source: RefSeq, a predicted model, not a curated record